Messenger RNA from Aedes albopictus (Asian tiger mosquito), 1265 nucleotides. Its product is annotated as protein D2. The transcript has 3 exons. Bases 149 to 724 code for a protein of 191 amino acids. The record is from RefSeq and is a predicted model, not a curated record. NCBI's taxonomy places the organism in Eukaryota, Metazoa, Arthropoda, Insecta, Diptera, Culicidae.
UCGCUCGGAGCGCCCCGAAGUCAACGUGUGUCGCUCGGGAUCUGCAGUCCAGUGCGGUUAUUCGAACGUGCAGCACACGGCACGGCACGGUAGUAGAAUAUAGGUGGUAGAGUGGUAUUCAGCAGUGUUUUGUUUUGGUCCAUCCACAAUGCAAGCGGACAUCAAUCAACUGUUCACCGAGCACGACAUCGUUCCGGUGCUAAUCGACGCCGCACCGUUGGUGUUCGCUAAGGUUGCCUAUCGCUCGAAGCUGCUGGUCGAAGCGGGGAAGGAGCUCACGCCAACCGAAGUGCGUGAUCCACCGAAGGUCGAGUGGGACGCCGACCCCAUUGUAUUCUACACCCUGGUGAUGAUUGACCCGGAUUCCCCAAGUAGGACCGAACCGCUCAACCGGGAGUUUGCCCACUGGCUGGUCGGCAACAUUCCAGGCAGACACGUCGAACAGGGCGAAGUCCUGUUUGAGUACAUCCCCGCGUUCCCCCGGUCCACUACCGGUUUCCAUCGGUACAUAUUCCUGUUGUACCAGCAGCAGUGCCGCAACGACUACUCCGACGCACCUCGAGCCUCUAAGAAGAAUCGAACACCUCGGAUGCGAUUUUCGACGCGUGACUUUGCCCGCCGCUACAGUUUGGGCCAGCCGAUUGCGGGCAACUUUUUCAUCGCCCAGUUCGACGAGUACGUACCUAUCAUAGUGCGGCAGUACCCCCCUUCUGACGAUUUCUAAUCAACCACCGGGCAACGGAGUUGCAUGCAUAGUCAGUUAGUGGCGUACGUCGACGGCGGCGACAGUUUGACUUGACGAGGAGCGUCGCAAUCGUUCCUUGGUUGAUGACGUUGGUGAGAUUGAGCGAGAGCAGAAGAAGGUCGCGUGUGCAAUGCGUGGAUUGCCGGAUUGUGUGAAUUGCGGAAUAAAAACAGAGAAAUAGGAGAGGGACCGCUCUCUGUUUUUGUUUGCAUUUUUAUGUGGUGAACGUCGUUCGUCGUGCAUGUGCAUGCAUGUGUGUGUGGUGUUCGGGGUCAGUUUUAGGUUACGGUGACGAAACGAUACAGCAGAGUGGAGAUUAGGUCGAAUGCGUGACAGGGACGUGUCCUAGGCGUGAUUAGAAUGCGAUCAGCUGUAGAGAUAGAUGAUAGCCAUAACUGUUGACGACGGCUUUUCAUAUCAGUGACAACAAACAACUCAGGAGGAAAGUGUGAAAAUUUUGAUAAGAAUACGACAAUCGAAUGAAUGUACGGAAAUAUACGUACCAUGAGCAUUUUCUGUA